AUGCGGAUGCUUCAAAAGUUAGAUCCUUUUUUGUGGCUUGUGGGAUCAGAUGUUGUUGUCAUUGAUCCUCCUAGAAAAGGAUUAGAUGCAUCUCUUAUUGAUGCAUUGAAGAAUAUAUCAUCAGUCGAGCGUAAAGCCUUGUCAUCCUCUGAAAGCACAAACUCAUCCCAGGAAGAGAAAAGACCAUGGGUUUUACGUGCUAAAGAAGCUUCAGUCCAGAUUGGAAACAGACCAUCACCAGCUAACAUCCCUCAAUCAGUGCCACAAACCCUUGUUUAUAUAAGUUGUGGAUGGGAAAGUUUUAAAGAGGACUGCAAGUCAUUGUUGUCUAGUAAGGCAUGGUAUUUGGAAAAAGCUCAUGGUUUUAAUUUCUUUCCUGGUACCCAGAGCAUUGAAGUUCUAGCAGUGUUCAAGAGGGGCCCUCAGAAAAAGAAACCAGGAAAGAAAAAGAAAAAGCAGUUGAAAGGAGCAGUCAAACAUUAA
Sphenostylis stenocarpa is the source of this 483-nucleotide messenger RNA. Lineage: Eukaryota; Viridiplantae; Streptophyta; Magnoliopsida; Fabales; Fabaceae. The record is from the annotation of a GenBank genome assembly.